This is a messenger RNA of Ricinus communis (castor bean), 613 nucleotides long. RefSeq names its product 30S ribosomal protein S17. Lineage: Eukaryota; Viridiplantae; Streptophyta; Magnoliopsida; Malpighiales; Euphorbiaceae. Gene Ontology annotation, biological process: translation. Gene Ontology annotation, cellular component: ribosome. The transcript is spliced from 3 exons. The coding region runs from base 76 to 390 and encodes 104 amino acids. Gene Ontology annotation, molecular function: structural constituent of ribosome. The record is from RefSeq and is a predicted model, not a curated record.
UUUUGGGUUUGAAUGAAGAAGAGUGAAGACUGGAGAGAAGUGGGUGCUAAGGGUUUGUUUGGGGUUUAGGAAAAGAUGAAAUCAGUAGUAGGAAUGGUAGUAUCAAACAAAAUGCAGAAAUCAGUAGUAGUAGCUGUUGAUAGGCUUUUCCACAACAAGCUCUACAAUCGUUACGUCAAGCGCACUUCCAAAUUCAUGGCUCACGACGAGAAUGACCUUUGCAAUAUCGGUGAUCGCGUUCGAUUGGAUCCUUCUAGGCCACUGAGCAAGCGAAAGCACUGGGUUGUUGCUGAAAUUCUUAAAAAGGCUCGAAUUUAUGUUCCUCCAUCUGCUGAUAACACUACUAGUUCAAAUAACACAGCUGAAGUAACAAACACUUCAGCAUCUUGAGGUGAUAUUUUUCUGGAGACAUCUGAUGGAUCAAGAACUCUUGCAUCAGGAUAAAGAACCCUAAGAAAUACUGAGAAUCAGAGGCUGAAGGUUAAAAAAUCAAAAAGAUGGUUGACAGUAUUUGCAAUUGAUUUUUGUUUGCAUCUGGACAAAUGAACCUUAAAUUAUAGAUUUCAGUGUAUUUCAGAAGAUUUUUCCAUAUAUUCUACUCUGCUUCAAAUCA